This is a messenger RNA of Labeo rohita (rohu), 686 nucleotides long. RefSeq names its product granzyme K-like. Gene Ontology annotation, biological process: proteolysis. The transcript has 4 exons. Gene Ontology annotation, molecular function: serine-type endopeptidase activity. Bases 1 to 576 code for a protein of 191 amino acids. The record is from RefSeq and is a predicted model, not a curated record. NCBI's taxonomy places the organism in Eukaryota, Metazoa, Chordata, Actinopteri, Cypriniformes, Cyprinidae.
AUGGAGAGCGGAAAACCCAUUGGAUCUGUCACAGUUCUCAUAGGAUCUCUGUCUCUGAGUAAAGGCACUCAGCGUGUUGGCAUCCUCAGUUACGAGUAUCCUAAAACAUUCAACGUAAAGACUAAAGAAGACGACAUCAUGCUCAUUAAGUUAAGUAAAAAAGUGAAAUCAAAACCUAAAAAAAUCCCUAAAAAGGGACAAGACAUUCCACCUGGAACAAAAUGUGUUGUAACAGGUUGGGGAACUACUAAUUCUAACGACAUAAAACCUUCUGAUAAACUACAAAUGUUAGAGUUGACAGUGGUGGACAGGGACCUGUGCAACUGCUACUACAAAAGUGAUCCUGUGAUCACCAAAGACAUGAUGUGUGCAGGAAGCAAGCAAGAAAAUAAAGGCAUCUGUUGGGGGGAUUCCGGUGGACCUCUGGAAUGUAAGAAAAACAUAGUUGGAGUAGUAUCAGGGACAAAAGAAUGUGGUAAUCCCAAAAAACCAACUGUGUUCACUUUUCUCUCCCCAAAACACAUCCACUGGAUCAAUACCAUACUGAAAAAGCAAUUCAACAGCACAACCUUUUAAGAAGCUAAACAUUUCAAGCAUGCAUACUGUUAGUUUAGAUUGCUGUAACAAAAAAAAAUAUGCUUUUGGAAUUAACAUUAAAUAUAUAUUCACAAAGCAAAAUUUUUUUA